AAUAAAAUGGCCGACAAUAACAUGUCUGCCGAUGGCUACAUAGGAACAACGGGUGUUUCUGGGGAUGAUAGUGGAACUUUGGAUGUUGGGGAGGAUUUCGAUCCAACGUCUGCAGAUGUGGAAUGCGUCGAAGAACAGGUCGACCAACUGACCGCCCCAGAUGAGAAUCUCCCAUGUGAUUACAGAGAAUGGUACCAUGGUCGUCUGGAUCGUCAAACAGCGGAGGUGCGACUCCAGGAAGCGGGCAAGGAGGGGAGCUACCUCAUACGGGAGAGCGACCGCAAGCCUGGUUCCUUUGUCCUCUCCUAUCUUGGCAAGGCCAAUCAGCUGACACAUUUUCGAAUCAUCGCCAUGUGCGGAGACUACUACAUAGGAGGCCGUCAGUUUGAGUCUCUGUCGGAUCUGAUCGGGUACUACACACAGUGGUCAUGGCUCCUGAAGGAGGAACAGCUGCGCUACCCUGUACCCCCUCCAGAGCCUGUGGAUGACCGACGGCGAGUUGUGGCCAUGUUGUCCUACCGGAAGAUCCCAGACACAGAUGAACUAAGUUUUGAGAAAGGCGAAACGUUCAUUGUGCAGAAUGAGCUGGAGAAUGGCUGGCUGUGGGUGACGUCAGUGAAAAAUGAUGAGAGCGGCAUCAUCCCCGCUGCCCUUGUGGAAGACCUGAAUGGUACAGAUGAUCCAGUUGAUAGGUGUCCGUACUUCCACUGCAAUAUCACAAAAGAUGAAGCUGUAACAAAACUAGGUCAUGCUGGACCUGGCAGCUACCUGGUGCGUCCAAGUGACAAUUCUCCCGGUGCUCUCUCACUGUUUUUCCUUAGUGAUAUGGUCAGACGCUUUCGUAUUGAAAAGAAGGGCAAGAAGUUGUUUGUAGGAGGGCGCUACUUUGACAGUCUGGAUGGUAUUAUUGAGCGGUACAGGACAGAGGAGAUAGUGGAAGGGUACAAGCUGGUCAACCCAGUGUAUAGGGAUAAUAUUGAUGCAUUUGAUGGUCAUCUGGACAAGCGGUUAACUCUGUCUGAGAGGAACACACUAUAUGCAUCUAUAAUGAGAUCUGGACCAAGUUUGCUGAACAAUCGUGAUGACCGCAUUGAGAUGACAGGUUACCUGUACAAGAGAAGUGAGAAGACGAAGAAGUGGAAGUACUUCUACACAAUGUUGAAUGGAACAGAAAAGCAUUUAUACCUGUUUGAGAAUGAACGACGAUCAAGACCAAAGGACUUGAUAGAGCUGCAGUACAGCUGUUUGUAUCCUGUCCACGACAGCUUCUUUGGAAGACCAUACUGUUUCCAGCUGGUGUCCAACUACAACAAUAACCAUGUACAGACCUGUUACCUUUGUGCUGAUAGCGGGGAUGUCGCACAGAAAUGGAUCCAUGCUCUUAAGCCCUACUGUAACAAUACACCUCUAAAGCGUCAGAGGAGCCUGAAGGAGCUACACAGUCUGUCAAUCAUCAUAUACGAAGCUCAUAAACUCCACAACAAGUAUCUUAACCACCCGUAUGCCGUGGUCAGUCUGAACGAGGUGAAGGUCGGCAGGACAGAGGUCGGCGAGUCAACUAAUCCUGUCUGGGAGCAAGAAAUUGAUCUGGACGAUAUUCCGAAUGAUAUCGAAACAUUUUCUGUGACACUGUAUAACAAGGUGAAGAGGGCAAAAGAAACAAAAGUUGCUGAGGUGCAGAUCCGACUAUCUGAGCUGGACUCACUGGACCAAGUGGACGACUGGUUUAUCCUCCGGCCAGCAUCCCCCAACAUCAAGGGGGAGAUGGGCAACAUCAGACUGAAGGCACACUACCUGCAUGAAAUCAUCAUGCCUUUGGAGGAGUACACAAGUCUCAAGGAGCUGUUGUUGGGUGAUAACUAUGAAAAUGUCAUCACGUUAUCAAAAGUAUGUGCCAAACACGAAUGGUUGGGUCUGUCCAAAUCCCUGCUGCGGAUCUUCUGCCAUGAGAAGAAGGAAGCCAGGCUUCUGAGGACACUAAAUAACUUAGAGAUAGACAAAGAAGUUGAAGUGUCCCAGCUGUUCCGAGGCACAUCCCUGGCCACAGCCAUGAUGGACCAGUACAUGAAGAUGACUGCCACGACAUUUGUACAGAUUGCUGUCAAAGAUUUGGUACAAAAGAUUGUCGAUAGCAAACAGUCAUGUGAACUUAAUCCAGCUUUUCUAGAAAACCCAUCAGAUGCCAAAUCAAACCAAGAGUAUUUUCUCAGUCUCCUCAACAAUGUCAUAGAAUCCAUCUUCAAGGCAACAGAAUACUGCCCCACGGUGCUGAGAUACAUCUGUGGCUGCCUCCAGAGGAAAGCCCAGGAGAAGUGGCCUGACGAUGAAACAGUUAAAACAAGGGCUGUCAGUGGUUUCAUCUUUCUUCGAUUGUUGUGUCCUGCGAUUCUGACCCCAAAGUCUUUCAAUCUUGUCUCAGAAAAUCCGUCAGAAACAGCUGCACGGAACUUAAAGUUGGUUGCCAAGGCGAUACAAAACUUAGCCAACCUUGUGGAGUCCGGGCACGAAGGUGUUGUCCAUGUCGACUACCCGAACCGCUGGAGUUCGCCUCCCGAGGGAAGCCUGCUUCCAGCACGCAUCCGGGACAAGGCCUCACACUCCCCGCCAGUCUGCCGUUCUUUCCCCUUCACAGCUCAACGCUGUAUGCUCCACUGGCGCGAUCUCUCAGCCGCUGAGGGAGCUGGUGGAAAGGGGAGAGCCCGGUGGAAUUUUUUCGCCGGGCGACUCUGGGCUGCAUCUGACGGGGCAACUCUCAUCUGGCUAGGGACUGCAUUGUAG
Messenger RNA from Haliotis rubra (blacklip abalone), 2778 nucleotides. RefSeq names its product ras GTPase-activating protein 1-like. The transcript is spliced from 23 exons. Gene Ontology annotation, molecular function: protein binding. Bases 7 to 2778 code for a protein of 923 amino acids. The record is from RefSeq and is a predicted model, not a curated record. Gene Ontology annotation, biological process: regulation of GTPase activity. Lineage: Eukaryota; Metazoa; Mollusca; Gastropoda; Lepetellida; Haliotidae.